GUCUCUCCUCCUUGUACCUCUCUCUCCCUUCCUCUCCCUCUCCCUCCCUCCCUCUCUCUCUCCUCUCCGGGGUUCAAUUCCUCGUUUCACUCCGAUCCCCGAAAAAUCAGUGCUCGAGAACCAGAAGCAGAGCAAAGAUGGAGAGGUGAUUACUGCCUGUGUGGUCCAAGUGAGAAUUUUCUCGCUCGAUUUGCGAAAUAGGUGCUUUUUCUGAUCUGAAUCUGAUCGGGAUCUGGGUCUUUGAUUGGACUGAUUUUCCGUGCGAUUCUUACCGUAAAGUUGCAAUCUUUGAGUAUUUUGGGGCUGAGUUGUAGAAGUAGAUCGUUUACUCUGAGAAUCGGACUGACUCGGCCGAGUUGUACUCGUUGACUCACUGAAUCUUUUGUAAUGGAGACUCUUCUGGUUGUGGCGCAGCAUAAGAACCAGUACUAUGGCCAGGGGAAGCCACACGGGCCGGGCCGAGUCGGCCCGUCGCCGUCCAAGGACUUCCGAGGGAUCAAUUGCCGGACUUUCCAAUCCGGGUCAGGUAUACUCCCAACCCCAUCCAAGGCUUGCUCUACUCCUGUAUCCAAAAAGGGAGCAUGCUCUGGUUCUCCUCCUAGGAUAACUACACCUAGUCCAAACAAGAUACAUACAUCUAGUCCAGUUUCACAGUCUGAUAGCAGAACAUUUAUUAAAAGCACCCCAAUUGCUAUCAAUGUCAACAACUCGAAGAAAGGCAAGCACUUCAAUGGAAGUUUUUCAUUUUCUGAGCUCUGGGCCGGUCCGGCUUACUCGAACUCUCCCCCACCGAGUUCGUUGCCAAUCCCCAAGUUUUCAAUCCGACCCAAGAGAACCGUGUCGCUCGAAUUGCCCAAGUCGCCCGCUGAUAUCGAAAUGCACCACCCAAUUGCCAAGUCUACACCUGCAUCCCCAACUAGGGAGCAUGGUGGGUCUUCUGCGAGAGACCUCUUUCACAAUGCUGACUCCGCGACCAAGACUCUGCGUCGCAUUCUGAAUCUCGAUGUUGACGAUGAAUGAAGGGCGGAUGGGAGCACUAGGCUCCUGUAAAUAGGUUUAGAUUGUAUAUAGAAUGAAUAAAUUGGGUUGGUAGA
This is a messenger RNA of Pyrus x bretschneideri (Chinese white pear), 1094 nucleotides long. RefSeq lists its product as uncharacterized. The record is from RefSeq and is a predicted model, not a curated record. The transcript is spliced from 2 exons. NCBI's taxonomy places the organism in Eukaryota, Viridiplantae, Streptophyta, Magnoliopsida, Rosales, Rosaceae. Bases 388 to 1020 code for a protein of 210 amino acids.